AUCCUACCCACACAGCCAUGCAUCUCAUCAAUUGCCGUAUUAUUAUGAUCUUCAUCUCCUUCUCCUCCUUUCGGGCUAACCUAUUUUAACUUUGACAAGUCUCCAUAAUUGGUCUCUUGAAGGUUUAUAUUCAAAACUAUCAAAAGAAGUUUCAUAUUCCAUGGCUUUCUUUGAUGCGCUGAGAAUUAUUCUUUCUUUCUUUUUGUUCACAAAAUAUCUCCAGAACUCGGUUCAAGGAGAACCCCAAGUUCCUUGUUACUUCAUCUUCGGAGACUCAUUUGUCGACAGUGGCAACAACAACAACCUCGACCUCGAUAUAAGAGCAAAUUACUCUCCAUAUGGAGUGGAUUUCCCUAAGGGUCCGACUGGACGGUUCACCAAUGGACGCACUGUUGCAGAUAUUAUAGGACAACUUCUGGGUUUUAUUGACUUUAUUCCUCCUUUUGCAAAUUUGACGGGAAAAGAGAUAUUGAAAGGAGUGAAUUAUGCAUCAGGCGGGUCGGGGAUUCGGGAUGAAACCGGAAAGGAAUUGGGUGAUGUAGUGAGCUUGAAUGAGCAGCUCGGGAACCACUUCACCGUAUUGUCAAAAAUUAGUGCGAUUUUGAACAGUGAAUCCGCAGCCAGAGACUACUUAAAAAAAUGCAUAUACAUCGUCAUAAUAGGAACUAAUGACUACUUAAAUAAUUACUUCGUGCCGAGUUCCUAUCAGACCAGCACAAUGUAUACUCCUCAACAGUACGCGAAUGUGCUUGUCAAGCAAUACUCCAAGCAAUUGAAGCGGUUACAUUCAUAUGGAGCAAGGAAGGUGGCCAUUUUUGGGGUAGGGCUGAUUGGUCAACUCCCAACUAUUAUGAGAAUAUUUGGCGAUAACUCUUCUAUGAUCGACGCAGCAGCCCAACUAUUCAGCCGCAAGCUGCUCCCCCUUGUCACUAGACUGAAUAAAAAAUUGACCAAUGCCAAGUUCACUUACAUAAACACCACCAGGAUCGUGACCACGAGUGCUCCUUUAUUAGGUUCAAGUUCAAUGGCUUUCCAUGAUGCGCUGAGAAUUAUUCUUUCAUCCUUCUUGUUCACACAAUAUCUCCACAACUCGGUCCAAGGAGAACCCCAAGUUCCUUGUUACUUCAUCUUCGGAGACUCACUUGUCGACAGUGGCAACAACAACAACCUCAACGUGGAAUUCAAAUCAAAUUACCCUCCUUAUGGAGUGGACUUCCCAAAGGGUCCUACAGGAUGGUUCCCCAAUGGCCGCACCAUUGCCAAUAUUAUAGGACAACUUCUUGGUUUUGUUAACUUUAUUCCCCCUUUUGCCAAUUUAACGGGAAAAGACAUACUAAAAGGAGUGAAUUAUGCAUCAGGCAGGUCGGGGAUUCAGGAUGAAACUGGGCAGCAAAGGGGCAAUGUAGUGACCUUGAAUGAGCAGCUAGGGAACCACUUCACCAUAUUGUCAAAUAUCAGUGCUAUUUUGAAUAGUGAAUCUGCUGCCAGACAGUACCUAAAAAAAUGCAUGUACAUUGUCAUAACAGGAAUUAAUGACUACUCAAAUAAUUAUUUCAUACCGAGUUUCUAUCAGACCAGCACAAUGUAUACUCCUCAACAGUAUUCAGAUGUGCUUGUGAAGCAAUACUCCGAGCAACUCAAGCGAUUAUAUUCCUAUGGAGCAAGAAAGGUGGCUAUAUUUGGUGUUGGGCUGAUUGGACAAGUCCCAGAAAUGAAGAAUAGAUUUGGUGCAAACUCUUCGAUGGUGGACGAUGCGGCUCAACUAUUCAGCAACAAGUUGCUACCCCUUGUCAAUGACUUGAGCAGACAAUUAACUUCUGCCAAGUUCACUUAUGUAAACACCACCGCAAUCGCCCUCACAAGCUCCCCUUUAUUAGCUUUUCAGCAGCCUCGAGAUAGCUGCUGCGAGCUGGUGAAAAAUCUGGGCACCUGCAUUGAAGGUCGCCCACCUUGCCCUUUUCGAGGAUCGUAUGCAUACUUUGAUGGAUUCCAUCCUACGGAAGCGGUGAAUAAAGCCUUUGCGACAAGAGCAUACAACAGGCUUUUACCAUCAGAUGCUUCUCCUUAUGGCAUCAAACAACUCGCGCAGCUCCCAUGA
Messenger RNA from Punica granatum (pomegranate), 2098 nucleotides. NCBI's taxonomy places the organism in Eukaryota, Viridiplantae, Streptophyta, Magnoliopsida, Myrtales, Lythraceae. The record is from RefSeq and is a predicted model, not a curated record.